AUGUCAGCAGCACGGCCAGAUGGAUGGACAGAGUCAGGGGGCCACGGAACACAGACGGACGGUGACGCAGAACAGCCGCUGGACCACACAAAACAGUCAGUGGUUGAUGCGAAACAGUCGGUGGAGAACACAAAAUUACUAGUAUACGACACAGAACAGUUAGUGAAGAACACAAAAUUACUAGUAUACGACACAGAACAGUUAGUGAAUAAGGCAAAACAGCCAGUGGAUAAUGCGAAACAGUCGGUAGCCAACGCAAAAGAAUCAAUGGAAAAUGCAGAAAAGUUAGUGGACAUUGCAAAACGGUUGGUACACAACACAAAUUGGUCAGUGGACAACGCAAAACAGUUGGUGGUCGACGUGAAACAGUUGGUAGACAAUGCGAAACAGUCGGUGGAUAACGCGAAACAGUCGGUGGACGACGCAAAACGGUUGGUAGAUGACAUGGGAAGGUCGACACCUCUGACAACAAUGUGCUGGAAUGGAAACCUGGAAAUGGGAGUCGUCAUAUGCUAUAGGGUAUCUAAUGCUGAAAAAUUAAUCGCAUUCUUUGAGGGCAUUGAAAGCAUUGUCAGGUCUCGAACGGCACAGAGGCUGGAGGAAAAGCUUGCAGAUCAGUCUGCACACUGGGCACAGACUGUCACCCACAGCACAUUUUUGACUGUCACCCACCGCACAAUUUUGCCUGAUCUGAAUUUGGAUAUGGAAAGUUUUGGGGUUAAAAUCGUUUGGUUGGAGUUCAAGGAUUUUAAUAUUGUCAACUUUCCUGCCCUGCCAGCCCAUAGGAGGGCUCAGACAAAUUGA
This is a messenger RNA of Penicillium cosmopolitanum, 804 nucleotides long. RefSeq lists its product as uncharacterized. The record is from RefSeq and is a predicted model, not a curated record. The transcript is spliced from 2 exons. The coding region runs from base 1 to 804 and encodes 267 amino acids. NCBI's taxonomy places the organism in Eukaryota, Fungi, Ascomycota, Eurotiomycetes, Eurotiales, Aspergillaceae.